CGCAAAUUGAAUAAUUGAAUAACGACUCCAAAACUUUGUACGUUCGAGCAGGUCCAACGAUACGAGGGACCAUCACCAACUUUUGCCAAUACCGUCAAUAUGUCCAUGUUCCGGGCUAAGAAGCUUGAUAUUGGCUGUUUCGUCAAUAUCAAGACGAUCCGAGAUCACUCCAAGAGGAAAGCCUAUGCCCAAUUCGAGCCUGAGAGACAAGCCCUGCGAUAUAUCAUCCGAAACACAACGCUCCCCCCUAGGGCCCGAGCCGAAGCUCAGUUACAGCUUACGCAGAUGCACUGCUACACGCGACCGACACAAAUCCGUGGGCGAUGCAUAUUAGGUGGUAAGGGAAGAGGUAUAUUGCGGGACUUCAAGAUGUCAAGAUAUAACUUCAGGAUGCAAGCUAUAGCGGGAAAUAUUCCGGGUGUGAAGAAGGCCAGCUGGUAAAGUCGGAUACAUACGAGUGAUGCUACCUAAAUAGGACAUGGCCGCUGUUACUUGGCUCGCGACUCAUGCUUGCGGCAUGAUAUGUACAUUGAUAAUAUUAUGACGCUGCAGCCGGAUGAGCGCUGUAAGGUACCUAUACCUAAGGUAAUCAUGAAGCAAAAACAUCGAUUACCUAAUCUACCACCUACUCAACUUCUACCUAAUAAGAGUGUUCUAUGGGAUUUUACCUUGGGUUAUGCACGCGCUUGGACAUCUACGUACGUGCCUAGGUUAGGUAA
Messenger RNA from Daldinia vernicosa, 719 nucleotides. RefSeq names its product glucocorticoid receptor-like (DNA-binding domain). Bases 100 to 441 code for a protein of 113 amino acids. Gene Ontology annotation, molecular function: structural constituent of ribosome. Gene Ontology annotation, biological process: translation. The record is from RefSeq and is a predicted model, not a curated record. Lineage: Eukaryota; Fungi; Ascomycota; Sordariomycetes; Xylariales; Hypoxylaceae. Gene Ontology annotation, cellular component: mitochondrial small ribosomal subunit; ribosome. The transcript has 3 exons.